This is a messenger RNA of Trypanosoma cruzi, 1242 nucleotides long. RefSeq lists its product as uncharacterized. Bases 1 to 1242 code for a protein of 413 amino acids. The transcript has a single exon. The record is from RefSeq and is a predicted model, not a curated record. NCBI's taxonomy places the organism in Eukaryota, Euglenozoa, Kinetoplastea, Trypanosomatida, Trypanosomatidae.
AUGCGUGAGAUGCACCCGGCGAUUGCGGAGCUGAAGCGGCGGAGCCGGGCCGUGGGGCAACGACUGCAGCCACUUGACGGGCGGCCGACGAAUAUUGUACCGAAGCCGCCAACUUACCGUCGGUCGUCUGGGCCCACCGGGCAGCACGCGUCCACGCUGCGCCCGUAUCCAAGCGGUCAGAUCUCUCAGUCCUGCACGGCGUCAGGGUUUGCGUCGACAGAAAAACUGGAUGGUGGCAGAGGCAGCCAACACACUCCCAUCAAUUUUGCCGACGCCACAUCAACAAAUACAACAACAACAACAAAGAAGAGUUCCAGUGCCAAUAAAGUCAAGGGCAGAGAAAGUGUGUCCGGGUCAGUUGUGCAGCGUAUGCCGACCAAACCCACAUCCGUGGUACGGAAUCCCAGGCCGAGGAAUGAUGCCUCACAAGGGGAACGCAUUACAUUGCGUGAACACGCAUCAUCCCUUGUUAUCUCGAAAGACAGGUCACGGGAUAUUGAAGGACACGCGGCUGCUGAAGGAUCGAUGGCAUCCCAUGGAUUGCCCUCUGACGGCAAGUCUCACUUAUAUGGUUAUGUUUAUAGCGAGUGGAAAGACAAAUCGAAUGCAUCUAAGUCAGAGAUGUUUGCUUCAAAUAGGGAUGAGGAACUGUAUUUAUUGGAGAAAUACAGGGAUAGUAGGGAGUGGAAUAAGAUGUUACCACGGUCUGUCCUUGAUGUUUUGGAGGGAGAGAAAAUAGAGGAUCCCUUCACGACAGAUAUCUGGACACGUGCGUUAAAGGAGAAAGAAAAAGACAUUUCCGGUUUUUAUGCUUGCAUUCGCUGUCAUGUACCUCUUGUGGCUUCAAAAUACCAGAUCCCUUUUUUAGUGCGUGGGAUAGCGGCGUUUUCUCGUCUGAAUACAGAAGCAGUGGAGGUAAGCGUUGGUGGAUUUUCGGCCGUAACUUCUUCUUUUACAAAAAAGGCCAAUCCAUUGGAGCUGCAUGUACACUGUCGAUGCUGCGGAGGGUUUUUAGGUAUUCUUGCCCCUUGCACCGACAUUGAAUCCGCUGCAAGUUCUCGAGCAAUUUUUGCGGUGAACAGUUGUUGCUUGGAAUUUAUAAGAGGUUCCCACACUCAAUGUUGUCUGGAUGGAGUCUAUGGUGGAGACGAAGACGGUGCAAGUGACGGGGGAAUUGUCACAGUGAAUUCUCUGGAUGGUGGUGAAAUUAACUUUGAUGAUCCCAAUAUAUUUGAGAUGUAA